Molecule: messenger RNA, 1233 nt
Organism: Pundamilia nyererei
Lineage: Eukaryota; Metazoa; Chordata; Actinopteri; Cichliformes; Cichlidae
Product: platelet-derived growth factor receptor beta-like
Exons: 5
Coding region: 434-955 (173 amino acids)
Biological process (GO): positive regulation of smooth muscle cell migration; angiogenesis; protein phosphorylation
Cellular component (GO): signaling receptor complex; plasma membrane
Molecular function (GO): platelet-derived growth factor binding; platelet-derived growth factor beta-receptor activity
Source: RefSeq, a predicted model, not a curated record
UACAGGCCAUUUACCAUUUACCAUUAACAGGGGGUGGACUGGUUGAAGUUUAUUGAUUCUUCUUGCUGACCUUUACCCUUUAAAGUUAUACACACAGUUUUAAUUUGAAGUUGUAAAUUGGUCAUUAACUGGAAACCAGUUCAAAACCAGGAAACAGAUCCAGCAGCUGGAACAAACCAUUACCAGCAACCUCACAGCCCAGAAGAACAGACUUAACUUUAAUCAAAGAGAAAAAAGGGAAUUUAUUGUACAUUUCAAUCAAAAACAAGAACAAAGGUCCAGACGUCGCUGUGAGAUCUCCUUCAGCCUCACACUUCCCUCUGGUCGACUGUGACAGGUGUGUCUGCUCACUACUGUCAGCCUCGUCUCCGCCCCCUCACCACAGGGUUUCUGUGUUUUGGUCCCAGGCUGCAGCCCGUACCCCGACCUCCCCAUGACCCAGGAAUUCUACUCUGCUCUGAAGAGAGGAUACAGGAUGAGUCGACCCGACCACGCUCCUGAGGACAUGUACGACGUGAUGAAACGCUGCUGGGAAGAGAAACCUCAGUCCAGACCUUCAUUCUCUUCACUGCUCAUCGCAAUGGGCAACAUGCUGACUGACGACUAUAAACAGCGUUACCUGCAGAUUACCGAAGACUUCCUGAAGGGAGGAAAUCCAGCUGUGCACCGAUACAAGCAGAGUUUAUCCAGAGGUGCAGAGGAGCAGGAGGACGCACACGCAAGUGCCACCUCUCAGGUAAAUAGGCCAGAGGCGGAGCCAGUAGAGGCAGGUUCCUCGCAUGUCGCUUACAUUCUGCCCGUUACCGAAGUCACAAUUGAAAGCAGCGGUGGCGCUGCGCUGGACGCAGUCAGCCCUUCGAUGUCAGACUCUCCCGCCAUCUCAUACUCUCCCGAAGUGACAUCAUCAGAGAACAGACAGGAAGCUGUGGGGCCUGAGGAGGAGAGUCGUCUGUGAAGGUUUCACCUGCCUGAAAGUCUGGGGCAGGGUUUAAAUAACCCAUGCAUCUCUGCAAAGGGGCUCCUGUGCCCUGAGUAUGGACUGUAGGAGGUUGUGUAACCUUUUUACCUGCAAAGCUUGUUUAGGUCACAGAGUCAGAGUGUGCUGAGUGUGCAGCAGGUCCUGAUUCACAUUUAUAAACUUUAGUAUCCUCAUGUACUCUGACUUUUCUAUCUGUAUAUCCAAACUGCUGGCCCGUGUCAGGACUGAAGCUCCCAUUAAAAUGUACUCGUGGA